AAACUGCAUCCUUUAUAUAAUUAGUAUUUCCUUGUUUCUCACCCCUCUCAUUGUCUCUGACUUAACAGUAGAGGAAAGGCAAGGAGAUAGUGAAGGAAAAGAUGAUUAUCACAGUGAAGGGGUCGACAAUGGUGCGCCCGGCUCAGCAAACGCCGAGGAUUGCACUGUGGAACUCCAAUGUGGACUUGGUGGUUCCGAGAAUGCAUACACCAAGUGUGUAUUUCUACAGACCAAAUGGUGCACCCAAUUUCUUUGAUACGCAAGUGUUGAAAGAAGCCUUGAGCAGGGCUCUUGUUCCCUUCUAUCCAAUGGCUGGGCGUUUGAGGAGAGAUGAAGAUGGGCGCAUCGAAAUAGACUGUGAUGGUCAAGGAGUGCUCUUUGUGGAGGCCUACACAGACUCAGUUGUUGAUGAUUUUGGGGAUUUUGCUCCAACUAUGGAGCUUAAGCAGCUUCUACCAAAGGUUAAUUACACAGAGGAUAUCUCGGCUUAUCCCUUGCUUGUUCUUCAGAGUCAGAUUCAUAUUCUUCAUGUCCAUUCCUCGUCCCUGAAGUAUUGAAGCCGAUUUUCAAGAUGAGUCUCUUGCUCACCCAGUCUGUGCAACUUUUGUUGAGUCGUUUUCGACUCUCUAAUGAGUCGUUUUUUACUUUUUGAUCUGUCUUCUCUGUCGAGUCGUAUUUUGACUCUCUGAUCUAUCUCUCUGCUGAGUCGUGUUUUGACUCUUUGAUCUGUUUGAUCUUUUUCGAGAGUUCUUGAAGCCAUAUGUUCUCGAGGUUUGUUGAUUCGCCACUGCUUUUUGUGCUUGUUGAUCAAACAAUCUGAGUAUGCGUCUGAAGAUUCAACUGCUUGUUUCCACGACUUGGUGUUCAAACUCCAGCUGCUCUCUUUCAUAACAUCUUGAGUUUGAGGAGGAAUGUGAAAUGAAAGUAUAUACUGUAUAUCCGAUUAAUAUGGAAAGUGUAUAUUGUAAUCAGUAAAUGUGGGAAGGAUAGGAUAUUGUGUCUUGUAUUUUAUGGUAAGUCUGAGUAUAGUUUAAGUGUCUAUAAUUUAGUUUCUAUUAGUGUUUAAUUUGUUUAUAAAGAUAUGUCUGUAUAUUCAUAUCAAUUAAUAGACACCUAGUCUCUU
Messenger RNA from Amborella trichopoda, 1123 nucleotides. NCBI's taxonomy places the organism in Eukaryota, Viridiplantae, Streptophyta, Magnoliopsida, Amborellales, Amborellaceae. The record is from RefSeq and is a predicted model, not a curated record.